This is a messenger RNA of Geodia barretti, 2166 nucleotides long. The record is from the annotation of a GenBank genome assembly. Lineage: Eukaryota; Metazoa; Porifera; Demospongiae; Tetractinellida; Geodiidae.
GUGUCAUGUAUAUAGCUUUGUGCAUCUUUGCUGUGUAAUGACCCCUUGUUUCUUCCUUUUUGGUGCUUCAAGCCAUCCCUAUAUCCCCCUUCAUUUUGAAGAAAUGAUUUUUCCACUUGUUAAAGAGGCCCAGAAGGGCAGCAAGAGCUGGCAAGUAGCUAUCUAGCUACAGAGAUUUUUCAUGAUUCCUUAUGAGUUGAUCAAAGUAAGGGAUCUAAUUAUAUCAGGACGUAAAGUUGCAUUACUCUAUCCAUCCCUUACACUUCACACUCUCACCUCCCAAAUGGUGCCAGAGAACACCAUUGGAUUUGGAACCCCACUAUAUAUUUGGUAUGUCCCAAAAUAGAAAUCGUCAUCUCCAACUUCUCCCGUUGUGAAAGACCCACGUGGACAGUUGUUCCAGUUGUUGUCACGACUGGCCCCGUGGCCCCGCAUACAGAAGUUGAAACGGUUUUCACACUGACCACCAAAGAAGCCAUCACAGCUACUGUCAUCUGAUAGCCUGCUGUCACUGUUCCGGUAGCGAUGAGCUCUCACUCGGAGCUGAUAGGCCGAUUCCACAGUUUGAAACUGAAGAAAAGUGACCGUCACUAGUAGGAUUGCAGUCUGCGUGCACCUCCAGUCUCGCAUGAUCAAAUUUAGGCGAAGUGAAUAGCACAGAUCUCUACAACCGUUAGAUCUCCGCAACAUAAUUGGCGAGCAAAGCGAGCCUAUAAAUAGUCGUCUAAAGAGGGACUAUCCCGUCAACCAUACUGUAGUGCAGUGCGUGUCGCGCUGCGUGCAAAGCAGAAAACGCGGGAGAUCGAUCUUUGCGCAUGCGUGCUCGCCGGGAGCUAGCUAGAGGGUGUGGCUAAUCGGCGGAGAGGCUCAAGUCAUGGCUUCUUCACAAGUUCCACAGAGGGUCAGGGACAUUCUGAGUGGAGUGGUUGCUGGAAAUAGAGCAAAAUUAGCAGAGGCCAUCACAUUAGUAUUCCCCCACGAAAACAUUCACCUCACCUCCCUCUCUCCAGUGGAGUCCAAACACCCCACUAAGCACCGGCAGGCCCAGUGGCUGUUGGCAGAGGUUCUCUCUCGUCGGAGGAGACAUCUGCUGGGCCAGCUGAGACCUCCCUUCAGACUCGGGGUGUCUGGUCCUCCCGGAGCUGGCAAGUCCUCCUUCAUUGAGAGACUCGGCCAGCUGCUGACUGGACGAGGACUCUGGGUGGCCGUGCUGGCAGUGGAUCCAUCAUCACUACGUACGGGAGGCUCGAUCCUGGCAGACAAGACGCGGAUGCCUCAUCUGUCGAGGGACCCCCAGGCCUACAUCAGACCCUCCCCCACAGGAGGCAAUCUGGGUGGAGUGACUCGCAGCACCAGUGAGGCCAUCACUCUCUGUGAGGGAGCAGGAUAUGAUGUGGUGGUGGUGGAGACAGUGGGUGUGGGGCAGUCAGAGACAGAAGUCAGCAAGAUGACUGACAUGUUCCUUCUCCUCCUCCCUCCUGCAGCCGGAGAUGAACUACAGGGCAUGAAGAGAGGGAUAAUGGAGCUGGCGGACCUGGUGGUGGUCAACAAGGCAGACGGAGACCUCCUGCCGGCAGCCCGGAGACUGACUGCAGACUACACCAGUGCCCUCAAACUGCUCAACACCAGCAGGAAGGACAAACUAUGGACACCCAGGGUCCUGAUGGCAUCAGCUGCUGAGAACACUGGCAUCCAGGAGACCUGGGACACAGUCGAGCUGUUUCGGACUACAAUGGAGUCAGCGGGGGAGCUGGAUAAGGUGCAGAGUAUCCAGAGGAAGAGCUGGCUGUGGAGUCACGUGGACCACCAGCUGAUGGCCAGGUUCAGGGACUGGCCUGGCAUGGCCGCUCUCGCUGCCUCUGUGGAGGAGAAGGUGGCAGAGGGAGCCAUGGCUCCAGGGACAGCCGCCGACCUCCUCCUGGACCACUUCUUUGACUCCACACACAGACAGUAGAGCUCCAUUAUCUAAUAUUUCAUGAGGUUGUAUUUCAUGCUAGUGUGGGUGGAAAACACAGGGCACUGAAACGUCAAUAUAGCCUGGGGGCUUACUUAUUAUACAUUGCCUGUCAAGACAUACUAAUCAAGAGCUCUGAUUUCCCCCAUUUUUCCAGGAGACCUCCCAAUUUUCAAUGUUUUUAUCCUAUAUCUUCCAGACAUGAUAAUAAU